CUUAGUUGCACUCAUAUAAAAGCACAUAUCUAAGAAUAUAUAUAUUCAGAUGUAUAGUAUAAUAAUAUUAAACGCCAGAUUUGUUUAGCUGUCGAGGAUUCAGGGAAAAUCAGUAGCUCUCUAGUCUCUCCUCUUUGAAGUUGAACUGUUGAAACCAACAAGAUCAAAACCAAUCUGAAUCAGACAAGCGUAAAACUCCUGCGGAGAUUGAGAUUCAUUGGUUAAUUGGAGAGAUCUGAGAAAUGGCACCUGUUUCAGCUCUGGCGAAAUAUAAGCUCGUAUUCUUGGGGGACCAAUCAGUGGGCAAAACAAGCAUCAUCACUCGCUUCAUGUAUGAUAAAUUCGAUAACACCUACCAGGCUACAAUUGGCAUUGAUUUUCUAUCAAAAACCAUGUACCUUGAAGAUCGAACUGUUCGUUUGCAGUUGUGGGAUACAGCUGGACAAGAGAGAUUUAGAAGUCUCAUACCUAGCUACAUUAGGGAUUCCUCAGUUGCUGUCAUUGUGUAUGACGUUGCAAGUCGUCAAACUUUUGUGAACACAUCAAAAUGGAUUGAAGAGGUUCGCACUGAAAGGGGCAGCGAUGUGAUCAUUGUUCUUGUUGGGAACAAAACUGACCUUGCAGACAAAAGGCAAGUCUCUAUAGAAGAAGGAGAAGCUAAAGCUCGUGAUCUUAAUGUCAUGUUUAUAGAAACUAGUGCGAAAGCUGGUUUUAAUAUUAAGCCAUUGUUCCGGAAAAUUGCUGCUGCCUUGCCAGGCAUGGAAACACUUUCUUCGACUAAGCAAGAAGACAUGGUUGAUGUGAAUCUGAAAUCCAGCAGUGGAGCCUCAUCACAAUCUCAGGCUGAGUCAGGUGGAUGUGCCUGUUGAUGCCCGGAAACUUCAGCACACCAAUUCUCUGAUUUUGUAGCUAUCAGAAUCAGACGGGAUAUGUAAAUGUUUAGUUUGGUUCCCUUUUUUCUUGCUUCUCUUUCUGUUUGCUUGAGAUUUUGGGUUAGAAAAUGGCUGAAGAACUAGGAGUAGAAAUUCAUUGUUGGUGUUUCAUAGGCUGGUGGAGACUCUGGAAUGUGCAGUUGAUCUCACCACCACUGACCUUGUUUUACUAUUAUAGAGUAAUAAUUGCUGGUUUAUAGGAUUUAUUUCAAAUAAAAUGAUUUAGUGGCUUAUGCCUCUUGCA
Messenger RNA from Manihot esculenta (cassava), 1176 nucleotides. Its product is annotated as ras-related protein RABH1b. The transcript is spliced from 6 exons. Gene Ontology annotation, molecular function: GTP binding; GTPase activity. The record is from RefSeq and is a predicted model, not a curated record. Bases 243 to 869 code for a protein of 208 amino acids. Lineage: Eukaryota; Viridiplantae; Streptophyta; Magnoliopsida; Malpighiales; Euphorbiaceae.